AUGAAAAUCAUUGAGCCUAAAGGCUUAGAAGAUGGAAGAGUAUAUUUACUUCUAUUAUUAGAUUACGAGUCUCUAUUUUCUAAAAUUCGAGUUCAUAGAAAAGAUUUGCUUUCUAUUCAACCUUCUGGGUAUAAUAUUGGCAGCAAUUUAAUAUGAAUUAGAAUUUGAAGAAUAUGAUUCUGAUGAUCCAUAUAGAGAUGUAUAUAAAUUAUGUAAAUUAGAUUUCAUAAUGGCUAUUGUGGAUGAUAUUUGGUUCAACUAUUCUUUUGAUAUAUUUUACAUUUUAUCGUUAUUAGGCUAAAAUCUAAUGGUUAAAAUCAAGAGGUGUAAUUGGACAAAGAGAUAAAUUCUAUGAGAUCAAUGAAAACUUUUAUAUGAUGAUUGAGAUUAUGGUAUAUUGUCUAAUACCUUUAUCAUUCACUGAAACAAUUAGAAUUUCCUUUUAUAAUGUAGCUCAAGGAGCAGAAGCCUAUUACCAUAUAAAUGAAAUGCUAACACUUUUAAUGGUCAUAAGAGUAAUCUAUCUUUAUAGGACUGUCUUGACUUUGACUUUUUGGUCAAGUAAUCAAACACUAAGAGUUUGUGAUCUUUUUUCUUGCGAACAUAACUAUUUGUUUGUUAUAAAAUCACUUUUAAAAACAUCUCCAUACUUAACCUAAUUUUUAAUGUUAUUAUCACUAAUUUUUGUGUUUGGCUAUUAGUUAAGAAUUUGUGAAAGACCAUUAACAAGGGUUAAUGAUAUAAUUGAUAAUUUAGGAGUAUAUUAUAAUAGUGUUUGGUGUAUCAUAAUAACAAUAACAUUUGUUGGUUAUGGAGAUUAUUAUCCUAGAACAGAUUUAGGCAGAUUUGUAGUUAUAAUAGUAUGUAUAGUUGGAAUAUUUUUAUUAUCAGUUAUGAUUGUGACUUUUAUUGAAUCUUUAAAAGCUACUCCAAUUGAAAAUUAAACUAUGUCUCUUUUGGAAAGAAUUCGUUUAAGAUAAAUGGUCAAAAACGAAGCAGCUUAAGUAAUUAAAUUAAGUAUGUAACAAGCAUACAGAUGGAGGUAAAUUUAUUAAGUAUUUAGAAAUGGUACUUUGACAGAAAAAAAAUAGCACUAAAUAGAAAUAGAAUUAAGAUUAGCUUUGCAUAAUUUCAGAUUUGCUCUUUAACAAUAAAGCAAAUUUGGAAUGGAUAAUCAGAGUGAAAAUAUUAUAAACCAUAUCGGAUUUUUAGGGUUGGAUCUUAAGUAAUUAAGAAAUGAAUAAAAUUGGGAUGCAAGAUAAUUAAUGGAAAAAUUAGAAAAACAAGAACAAAUUUCAAAAUAAUUAAUAGAAAAAAUGAAUUUGAUACUAUUAUAAAAGCAAUGA
Paramecium sonneborni is the source of this 1346-nucleotide messenger RNA. Lineage: Eukaryota; Ciliophora; Oligohymenophorea; Peniculida; Parameciidae. The record is from the annotation of a GenBank genome assembly.